This is a messenger RNA of Meleagris gallopavo (turkey), 2944 nucleotides long. It is a transcript of the gene PTH, whose product is annotated as parathyroid hormone. Gene Ontology annotation, biological process: intracellular calcium ion homeostasis; cell-cell signaling. Gene Ontology annotation, cellular component: extracellular region. The record is from RefSeq and is a predicted model, not a curated record. Lineage: Eukaryota; Metazoa; Chordata; Aves; Galliformes; Phasianidae. Gene Ontology annotation, molecular function: hormone activity; parathyroid hormone receptor binding.
UGCAAAUGAUAAAUAACAGUACUACUGAAAGGAUGUGGUUCUUUUCACCCUGUUAGCCAAAAUGUGAGUACAUAGAUGAUGAUAAUGCAAAGCAGUUAAAGCUGACAGAAGCUUUCAGACUUGCCUACAAAGUUACAGAAAUUUUCUCAUAAGAAAUAGCAUUAGAACCAUGUUUUUUCCUGUUGUACUCCUUGUUGCAACCUAUUUCAUGAGAAGAAUGUUUUUAAAGCCACAUCUAAUGCCUUUCUUUAACUUUUUUCCUAAUCUAAAUUUCUUUGGAAUCCAAAGAACUACUGGAAAUACUGAUCUAUACAUUUAUUCUCUUCUACAGACAAAAUGAGUUCUACAAAAAAUCUGGCCAAGACUGUAAUGAUUUUAUAUGCCAUAUUUUUUACAAACUCUGAUGGAAGACCAAUGAUGAAGAGAUCGGUGAGUGAGAUGCAAUUAAUGCAUAAUCUUGGAGAGCAUCGACACACUGUGGAGAGACAGGAUUGGCUUCAGAUGAAACUGAAGGAUGUGCACAGUGCCCUUGAGGAUGCCAGGACCCAGAGGCCUCGAAACAAGGAGGAUAUUGGCCUGGGGGAGAUAAGAAACCGGAGGCUGCUCCCUGAGCAUUUGCAGGCAGCACUGCAGAAGAAAUCCAUCGACCUGGACAAAGCUUACAUGGAUGUACUCUUUAAAACUAAGCCAUAACGAAAAGACCAAGAGCAUUAUAUCUGCCCAAGUAAGCACGUGUCUGUAGAUCACUGAUCAAUUAAGGCAUUUUAUUUUUUAAUUCAAACUAUGAUAAGGAUUAAAGGCUCCAUGCUAGACUGUAGCCCCAUUGAUGAUGGGUAUUUCACAACUAAAUAAUAAAAUGUAUUUACAGGUCACUCAUGGCCAUUGCUGCUAACUCCUGGGUAUCUUUUAAAUAGUUAAUGUAACUCAUUAACUUCCAAGAGAAUUAAAAACAAAAUAAAAGACAAAACAAAAAAGAACAACGAAGACCACCCACAAUAGAAUAAGAAAGUUGAAAAACAUUUAAGACCAGUUCUACCACUCCUGUACAGAGAGCAUUUGUCUGUAAUCUGUGGGCCUACUUGUACUGUAAACCAACAACAUAUAACUGCAUUACACCUAGGGUUAAACUUCAAGUUUGUCCUAAUGAAAAAACGCAAACUUUAAUCCACUUUUAUUUUAUAAACCAGAUGAAUGUCAAUAACAUAACAAAAGCUGCAUGAUAAUUUAGGAUUAAAGAGUGCAAACAUGAAAAAUAGAAGGAACCCAAAGCUUAAGAUUAAAGCAUAAUGAAAUAAAAUUAAAACAAAUUGUGCAUGAAAGAAUGAAAUUUUAUAAAACACUGAAAUGAAGGGAAGGUUCAUUAACUUCUCCUCUUCCAAAAGAUGACAACUCAUGAUUAACUGCAGAAAUAGUGAGAGCAGAGAUUGUUGCAUGUAUGUAUGCAUAGCCCUAACUAUAGAACUGGGAAAUGGUUCUACACAAGAUAAUAACAAUUGAAACAAAUAUCUUGUUUUUAUCUCUCCUUUAGUCUAUAACCUAUGAAUUUCUGUAUAUUGUGCUUAGGUUGCAUAGGUAAGUGGCUCACAUAAAUAAAAUUAUCCAUCUUCACAUAUGCACUUUUACAGAAUUGGGAUUUCAGUUUGUUAAAACCCUCAAAUGACAACCAUUAAAAUGCAGAAAUCAAUACCUGGAAAAGGAACUAUCAGAUAAUAUAUAAGCAGGACUCAGAAUUUGACAAGAACACGGAUGGGAAAAACAAAGAUAUUAUAAAAAGCAAGCAGCUAAUAUAAAAUUAUUUUGAAUUGUAUAGACAAUGUGCUUAUGACCUCAACCACUUCUGCAAAAUAAGAAUAUUUUCUCUGUAGAAGUGACAGCAGUUUCCUCCAAACAUUCCACUGUGAGAACUCAAACCUUGAGUAGAAUUCCAGUUCUAAGUCAACACAUCUGUGUGGUCUCAUACCACUUUUGGGUGUUUGAUGUCCAGCACAUCUCAGGGAACAUCAUGAAAAACUCAAAUAUAAUUACAAAUAUACAUGCAAUCUGCUGGAGGCUAAAAAGGUUACUUGUAACUAGUGAACUGUAGUAUACAAUCUAGUCUAUACUUUUACUAAUGUAAAGGCUCUGAUGCUGCAAGCAGAUGAUAUACCAGUGCACAUUAGUGCACUGCACACACAGGCAAGGAUUCCAUGCUGCUUGCCUAUUUGUAGAAUCAAAGCCUUAAGGUGCACUUUCUAUUUAUUCUUGUAUCAGACAUCUGUGCCAACUUAAAUAAAAUUGUAUUUUGUACCUAUGUCUCACAUAUGUAUUACAAAAUAAAUGGACCAAAAGCUCUUGGACAUUAUUUUAAAGCAUAACAACUGAGUGUUUAAAGCAUAACAACUGAGUGAUCUGUCACUAUUCUCAUCUAAUUUAGCAUUUGGAGCUAGAUUACUACAGCCUUUUAUUUUUAACAUAGCAAUGUAAAUUCAAAAACAAUGAAACCACUUUUAAUCUUUCCUUUUGUCUCUCAUGCAUGCAAAGUCAUACAAAUGGUUAAAAAUAAAGGUGUUUACCUGGUACAAAUCCAUCUACAUCUCUCACAACGACACAUGGAGGAACUAUUCAAACUUUCAGUGUCAAAUUCACAAACUCUUUCCAUUUGAUCUAAGCAAAGAAUUCUAUUAUCCAUACAAUUUGUUCUUUCUAGCCUUCAGCUGUUCAACAGAUGGGAAAUGCUUACACAAAUACUUAAACUUACUUUUGGCUUCAAAAAAAUACUUACUGCUUACAGAGGGCUUCAGUGGGGCAAAUGAAGCACAACUGAAUGUUAUUUAGCUAGAAACGUGGCUACAGAUAAACGAUGUCCAGCACUGUCUCAUUUUUGGCUGAAAAUCACACUUUGCCCCCACAGUAUGAUUCUUUGGAAGGACUAAAGCCAGCCACUGACAGAAAAAUUGAUGCUAUG